This is a messenger RNA of Argentina anserina (silverweed cinquefoil), 1527 nucleotides long. Its product is annotated as bifunctional protein FolD 4, chloroplastic. Lineage: Eukaryota; Viridiplantae; Streptophyta; Magnoliopsida; Rosales; Rosaceae. The transcript is spliced from 5 exons. Gene Ontology annotation, molecular function: methenyltetrahydrofolate cyclohydrolase activity; methylenetetrahydrofolate dehydrogenase (NADP+) activity. Gene Ontology annotation, cellular component: cytosol. Gene Ontology annotation, biological process: tetrahydrofolate interconversion. The record is from RefSeq and is a predicted model, not a curated record. Bases 92 to 1225 code for a protein of 377 amino acids.
CUAAAACCCUAAACCCUUUCCCGGAGGGUUUCAAAUUCCGUCCAUAACGUACAGAAGAGCCCUCCUCCUCUGUCGUCCGUCACAUCCUCCGAUGGCCGCAGCCUCGAUGGUUUUCACGGACUCCUCCUCCACCGCCGCCGCCGCUCGCCUCGUCAAACAAACCACCCCUCUCCUCCUCCUCCGCACCACCCAAAACGCUGUCGUUUCCCCCCGCCGCCUCUUCUACCCCAACACCGCUCCCAGAAGCCUCUCAGUCCGCUCCUCCUCUUCUUCUCCCUCCCAAUUCUCCACCGCUUCUGUUGUUAAUGAGAGGCUUGAUAAAUCUGGUACGAAGCUCGAGAUAGUGAAUAAGAGGCUUGAUGGGAAGAAGGUGGCGGAGAAGAUUAGAGGGGAGAUAGCUGAGGAAGUGUUGAGGAUGAAGGAUGCAAUUGGGGUUGUUCCGGGGUUGGCGGUUAUUUUGGUUGGAGAUAGGGAGGAGUCGGCUACUUAUGUUAGUAAGAAGAAGGAGGCUUGUGAGGUUGUGGGGAUUACUUCUUUUGAAGUGCAUUUGCCGGAGGACGCCAUGGAACAACAAGUGCUGGAUGCCAUCUCCGGGUUCAAUGAGGAUCCAUCAGUUCAUGGGAUUCUUGUUCAGCUACCUUUGCCUAGGCAUAUGGAUGAACAGAACAUCUUAAAUGCUGUUAGGAUUGAGAAAGAUGUGGAUGGAUUUCACCCGCUAAAUAUUGGCUGUCUUGCCAUGCGUGGUAGGGAACCAUUCUUUGUUCCCUGUACUCCCAAAGGCUGCAUAGAGUUGUUGCAUAGAUAUGACAUCCCUAUCAAAGGAAAGAGAGCUGUUGUAAUUGGGCGGAGCAAUAUUGUUGGGAUGCCAGUUGCUCUGUUGCUGCAGAGGGAAGAUGCUACAGUCAGUAUAGUCCAUUCCCGAACGAAGAAUCCUGAGGAGUUAACGAAACAAGCAGAUAUUGUAAUCGCAGCUGUAGGGCAAGCAAAUAUGGUGAGGGGUAGCUGGAUUAAACCUGGUGCAGUAGUUAUCGAUGUUGGAAUCAAUCCAGUUGAGGAUAAUACAAAACGUUCUGGAUUUCGGCUAGUCGGAGAUGUCUGUUAUAAGGAGGCCAAAGAACUUGCUUCAGCAAUUACUCCAGUGCCAGGAGGAGUUGGUCCAAUGACUAUAGUAAUGCUUCUCACAAAUACACUCAUAUCAGCAAAAAGGAUACACAACUUCCAGUAAGAUUUCAGAGUUACUCCGGCAAUGCUUUUAGUGCAGGAACAGUUUGUUAUGUUCCAUCAGUAACACUGAAGCCGAGAGAUCUUCUCGAGUUUUUCAGAGUUCAAAGUUUCCUUUCUGGUAGCGACUGUAUCUAUCUUGGUCGUACUGUUCUAAUGUACAAUGUAUUUACAGCGGGAGAAUUAUGUAGCAGAUAUCAUAUUUCUCUGACAUUUUAUUUAUUUUGAUACAAGGUCCUGGGCAUCUCUCUCUUGAAUGCCUGAUUAUAAAACGUGCAGCCGUCUUACCUGGAGUAAAAUAUCGAG